Messenger RNA from Penicillium paradoxum, 2109 nucleotides. Its product is annotated as putative MFS transporter. The transcript is spliced from 5 exons. Gene Ontology annotation, biological process: transmembrane transport. The record is from RefSeq and is a predicted model, not a curated record. Gene Ontology annotation, molecular function: transmembrane transporter activity. Lineage: Eukaryota; Fungi; Ascomycota; Eurotiomycetes; Eurotiales; Aspergillaceae. The coding region runs from base 1 to 2109 and encodes 702 amino acids.
AUGACGGCUGCCAACACUACCGAGUGGUCAGCUGAGACAGUGUUGGGACACUUGAAACAACCAGCUGCCUCGCGCUGGAGACGACUCUUUGGAGCAAAGUCCAACGAAGAGCCUCAGUUGGGCGAGGAGCAGACAUAUCGGUCCAAAUCCACAUUGGGAAUCUUGAGUGAUAAAGAAACAGACGAAGUUCCUGUUGCCGGCAUGGUUCAGGAACGGAUUCCAACGCAGAAGAGAACUGCGGAUGGACAAUUUGUGCUUGAUCCCCAACCCGAUGACUCAGUGAAUGAUCCAUUGAAUUGGCCUGUAUGGCAGCGUGACACCGCAUUGUUCUCACUAGGGUUCUACUGUCUGAUGGGAGGCGGUAUGACCCCCAUUCUGGCGGCUGGGUUUAACAAUGUUGCCGCUGCAUACAAUGUCAGCACACAGCAGGUGGCGUUCACGACCGGAUUCUAUAUGCUUGGCCUGGGCCUAGGGUCUGUCGUAGUUUCACCCACAGCCAUUUUAUACGGGAAACGACCCAUUUAUCUCCUGGGAGCUACCCUGUUCGCAAUCUCAGCAGUUUGGUGCGCUCUGUCGCCGAAUUACCCAAGUCUCGUUGUUGCUCGCAUUUUUCAAGGAUUCGCUGUGAGUCCCGUCGAAUGUCUUCCAUCUGCCACUAUUGCAGAAAUCUAUUUUUUGCAUGAACGAGCAUACCGGGUGGGAAUUUAUACACUCCUGCUACUCGGCGGAAAGAAUCUCAUCCCUCUAGUGAGCGCCGCCAUCAUCGAAGGUCUGAGCUGGCGGUGGGUGUUCUGGAUCGUCGCUAUCAUUGUUGGUGCAUGUCUAGUCUUGCUCUUUUUCUUCGUGCCAGAAACAUUCUGGGAUCGCACCCCCCGUCCUCGUGUCCAUAAGCCAAAACGCCCGCGCGCCCCAGGUCGCAGUGUUUCGGACCUCGUUUCCCACGGUUUCCGCGGGCGGCGCUUACAUGCCCAGCUACCAAGCGAGUCUGUCGAGCAGACCCAGCCAGAUCCCACCCCAGCACCGAAAAAAUCCAAACAAGCUCAUGUUGGAUUUGCCGAUGAUGAGCCAGAAGACGGCCAUCAAGUAGGCGAUACUGAAAAGUCAAAUCUGCAUUCUCCAGCGGAUAAUGUCACCAAUGGCGAUCAAAUGAUCAUCCAACCUGUUGCUACUUCCAAUGAGAAAGGCAGUGAUUUGCUCCAGCCAACCUCUCACGCUCUUGUGCCUGGUGCGCAUCCAGAUGAUCUGGAGGCAGCUAGAUCAGCGGCGGUCUCACCUGCGAGAACCGAGUCCCUAGAGCCUGCUGGAACACCAGUGACUGGAACCCUUCAAUAUACAAACAGACUCCGUGAGCGUCCGAAGAUUCCAUACUCUCAACUACUGAAGGUCUGGAAUGGGCGGAUCGCUCAAGACAGCUGGCUACGCGUCGCCGCGCGACCAUUCGUUCUAUUCGCCUAUCCCGCUGUCCUUUGGUCAACAGUUGUAUACGCAUUAUCAGUUGGCUGGCUGAUCGUGCUCUCCGAGUCGGUUGCGCACAUCUUUGAAAACAAAGAGCACUAUAAUUUCACCGCAUUACAGAUUGGACUGGUCUAUAUAUCGCCAUUUGUUGGCGGUCUUUUGGGCACUGCCGUAGCAGGCAAAGUAUCUGAUAUCAUUACACGCUUCAUGACCAGACGCAAUGGUGGCAUCUACGAGCCUGAAUUCCGUCUUGUGAUGGCAAUUCCCAUCGCACUGUCGACUGUCAUUGGUUUGAUGGCUUUUGGUUGGAGUGCCGAAAUCGGCGAUUCUUGGAUUGUGCCAACCAUCUUCUUUGGGUUGAUCUCAUUCGGUUGCUGCUUGGGCAGCACUACAGCCAUCACCUUUUGUGUCGAUAGCUAUCGCCAGUAUGCCGGCGAGGCGCUUGUGACACUGAAUUUCAGCAAGAAUAUCCUUCACGGACUGGUGUUCUCACUGUUCAUCGUUGAUUGGCUCAAUUCCGAUGGCUCACGCACUGUGUUCCUAGCCAUUGGUGGUAUCCAGCUUUUCUUUAUGCUCAUGUCGAUUCCUAUGUACAUUUACGGCAAACGAGCGCGCAUGUGGACGGUGCGCAAGCGGCUGAUGGAACGCCUCUAA